Elaeis guineensis (African oil palm) is the source of this 679-nucleotide messenger RNA. RefSeq names its product vascular-related unknown protein 1. NCBI's taxonomy places the organism in Eukaryota, Viridiplantae, Streptophyta, Magnoliopsida, Arecales, Arecaceae. The record is from RefSeq and is a predicted model, not a curated record. Gene Ontology annotation, biological process: xylem development.
UCUUUACUUUGGUUGUGUAUAUAUAACUACUUUAGGGCUCUUCCCUGAUGUGCAAGCCCACCAUCUCUUCACACAUAUGAUGGAGGAAUCAAUGCAUUCUUCUUUGAACAGGUCUCUCUGCUCCAAGGAAGGACCACCUUCUUCUGAGGAAAGUGGUUGGACCAUGUAUUUUGAGGACUUCCUAGCAUCAGAGAAGAGGGAAGAAGAUGGUUGCUCUUUUAGCAUUGAGGGAGGAUCUUCUAUCAUCUCUGAUGCCGCUUCAUGUGUUGCAUGGAAGCCUUUGGCCGGAACCAAGGUCACAAAGAGCUGCAAGAAGCUCAGCUUUAAGAAGAGGAAGGCGGGUGGGACCUUGGAUGAGGAUCCUUUGGAAGAUACUGCUAGCUCUCCUGUUAAUAGUCCCAAGGUUAGUGAUUGGAAUCACUCAGAUGUGCAACCAAGGGAAAAAGCUGAUGAUAAUAAAGGGAUUCCUCAGGAAGAAGCAGUUGGUUGUGGGAAUGGCUUAGAGCCGAAAAGUAAUAUUGUAAAUGAUUUGGGUUUUGUUGAGGGGACCAAUGAAUGUACAGAACUGAAGAAAAGAGGGCUUGGCCUCGUUCCUUUGUCCAUGUUAGUAAACUAUCUUGCAUAAAUCUUCCAAUCAAAUAUAUCUUUCUUUUAAAAAAAAAGGGAAAUUCCAAUCAAA